AUGACGGUGUCAGCUGUUUCCAAGAUUAGUAAUUUGAUAGGGGAGGUGCUAGAAGGGGAUAAAUCAACAGGAAGAGAAUGUAUUGGUCAUUUUGCUUGUGUGAGCAUCUGUCUUGAUGUGAGACAACCACUGAUGUGUGGGACUCUUGUGGCUUCUUCUAGGGAAGAAGCACUAUGGGUGGACUUCCAGGAGUCCAACCAGUCAUGUGAAAACUUAUCUACGGAGGAGAAAAAAGAAAUAGCUAGCGGAGGAAGGAAUACAAAUACACAACUGUUUCUUGGACUUGAGGCAUUGGAAGAUUUGAGGGCUGGGACAAACCAAAAACGAGGCAUUGAUGGUCAGGAAGAAGAUAAGGGAGAUCAGAUGGAGAAGGCAGCUAGCAUAAUCAGGCUUAGAAUGGUGACAAUGAGUGGCGAUGUACACCGGGUUCAGCAGGCAAUGAAACUAUAG
Messenger RNA from Prunus armeniaca (apricot), 450 nucleotides. The record is from the annotation of a GenBank genome assembly. NCBI's taxonomy places the organism in Eukaryota, Viridiplantae, Streptophyta, Magnoliopsida, Rosales, Rosaceae.